Cyprinodon tularosa is the source of this 3504-nucleotide messenger RNA. It is a transcript of the gene entrep2, whose product is annotated as family with sequence similarity 189 member A1. Gene Ontology annotation, cellular component: membrane. NCBI's taxonomy places the organism in Eukaryota, Metazoa, Chordata, Actinopteri, Cyprinodontiformes, Cyprinodontidae. The coding region runs from base 441 to 2885 and encodes 814 amino acids. The record is from RefSeq and is a predicted model, not a curated record. The transcript has 12 exons.
AAAAUCUCUCUCAUAGUUUCUGGUGAUAAUUUAUUUCUGGUCUCCAUCUCCUGCUUUUUAAGUUAAAAUGAGCGUGACAAUGGUGCAUGGCUGGGUGACAGCAGCAAAAUCGGUUUUGGAUUUUUCAUCUUGACUUUUGAUGGAAUGGGUUUAUUUUUUUGCCAGAGAGGACCUCAGUUGUUCCUUUUUUUCAAUAUGCUCGACCUAAAUAAAUAUCCGCAGAUACUGUCUGUGUGAUGCCUCAUCCAGUCCACCUUUUUUCCUCCUUUCAGGCAUCUUUAAUUGAUGGAGAUCAUCCUCGGUGAGCUCUGACCACGCCGUCCUCCCGCUCAACAUCACCGCUCUUAUUGGAUGCUUUUUUUAUUCAUUAUUCUUCCUGCCAUCUAAGCUGGUUCAAGGACUCCCCUCUACUAUAUUUAUAUAUUUUUGUUGUGGAGACAAUGCCGGUGAACGCGCUGCCCCGAGGCGGCAGCAGCGGCCCCGGAUCCCUGAGUCCCGCGUCGUUGUCCCGCAGUCUGUCCCGCCUGAGGGAGUACCGCACGCGGACCAGGAUCAUGCUGGCUCUGGGAGUCUCUCAGAUGGUCCUGGGGAGUCUCAUCCUGGCGGUCAGCUUCGCGGCUCUGGCUCUAACUACGUCGCCCAGAGUGAGGCACUCAUGUCCCUUCUGGGCAGGUUUUUCUGUUUUGCUCUCUGGACUCAUCGGAGUGGUGUCAUGGAAGAGGCCGCUCUCCCUUGUGAUCACAUUCUUCAUGCUGCUGUCUGCAGUGUGCGUAAUGCUCAACCUGGCGGGCUCCAUUCUCUCCUGCCAGAACGCUCAGCUCGUUAACUCCCUGGAGGAGUGUAAGCUGUGCGGAUGUGUGGUCACCCCUCCUCUCCCCCAGGUACCAUUCGACAGCGACGGAGUGUGCGUGUGCUGUGAGCAGCAGAAGCAGAGCACCGGCUGUAACAACCAGGUAGAGACGCUGAAACUGAACCCCCUGCGGGACUGCAACACCAUCCGCCUUCGCCUCAAGGAGCUGCUGUUCAGCGUCUGUGCCCUUAACGUCAUCUCCACCAUUGUGUGCGCUCUUGCUACUGCAAUGUGCUGCAUGCAGAUGGUGUCGACUGAUGUACUGCAGAUGUUCAUGCCUCACAGAGCCCGAGCCUUAAACGCUGAGUGUAUGACCCCUCAUGGUACCAUCCUACAUCAGACCCUGGACUUUGAUGAGUUCAUUCCUCCCAUCCCUCCACCUCCAUACUAUCCCCCAGAGUACACCUGCACACCUUCAAUGGACGGACAAAGAGGCCUGCAUUUGGACUUUCCCCACUCCCCUUUCAGCGCCAUCUAUGGAGUGCCAAUAAACAGCCCGGGAACCCUUUAUCCAACUGACCUCCCCCCUCCUUACGAGUCUGUGGUGGGACAGACCCCAGCCAGCCAGGUCACCACCAGUAUCGAGCAACAGGCCACUGGGUCCAGUCUGUGUGACAGAAACACCACAGCAGGAUUCAGCACACAGGCCUCAGUAGACAGUGCCUCGCUGAUGGUGUCAGAGGUGGCUGACCAGGACCAGACCUGUUCCUCAGAGGACUUGUGCUCCCUGGAGGUUCAGGGUUCGGACUUGUCUCCAUUUGGCACACUGCAGACUGCCCCCACUAAUGGAAGCUGCACCAGCCUUGAACUCUGCACUCGCAUUUCUUCCCGUUGUCAUCGUGGCUUGCCAAACACUGAUGCGCGCCCCAGUGACACAGGAUACAGCGAGUCUUCACACACCCAGGACUCAUUGGAACGUUCACCGGAUUGGUCGUCUGAAAACUUCAGUAACCUGGACCAAGAGGAUUCUACAGAGAACACACAUCCCUCUGAGGAACUGAGGAAUGCAAUGCACAUUUGUGACGAGCUGGCCUCAGCCAAACAUUUACCUGAGGAGCCGCCAAAAGCCCAAACACAUUCCUUAAUCAAAGCAAGAAUGAUGAGCAGGAAGCUCACUUUACCUGUAACUAUCCCCCCACCACCGCAGCCUUGUUCCCCCACCUCAGUGGCAUCCUCUGGUGGAACUUCUGCCAUCAGUCCUUUGGCUCCAUCUCUGUCCCCCUCUCCUCCAAUCAGGCCUCGAGGCCCCAGGCUGUGUUUUAGUGUUUGGUCACCAUCCUCUUCAUCACAACCCCCCUCUACCUCAGCCCAGAGUGGCCAGUCACCCUCAGAGAGGCCUAGGGCCCACAGAGCAGCCAAGAGGUACCGCAAACUGGCACACAUUGUCCGCUCCACCAGUGACCCUAUCUCCUGCUCCACCUCAACAGGAAGACAAAACUGUGGCUGCACCACUGGGAGCAAUCAGGUUACCACAGGUUCAGCUCGAACUUCUCCGGAACAGGAGCCAAGAGAUGUUUCAGCAGAAAUAAUCAGAGCAAAGCCCGGUCAAAUAGCUGUUACAAACCAGCAGCAGAAGGACACCAGGAAAGUUGACAUCAACCUUAAACCCAGCCUUCUUCACAUGCACCCCUCCAAUGAGCGUCCACACUCAUUGGCUGACCUAAAGAUGUACAAAGACACAAAAAUAUUAGUGGCCAAAUUCCUGGAGCACUCCAGCAGCAGUAGUCUACCUCCAGACGUCCAGCAGGUUGUCAACAGCAUCAAAUGCGUGAUCAAGUCGGACGAGAAACACAUGGAAGAGGCUAUCUUCAGUGCCAAUGUCAUAGAUCAGGUAAUGACCCAGUGUAUCAUCAGCAGUCCCAGAAAACGGGACCAUGAGGAUAUCCAUCUGCAAAGCUGCGGUGCUUUGAGCUCCUCUCCAUCUCCCUCUAUGUGCCGAUCGAAACCUCACCCACAGAAAACCAGCUCCACAAGCGACCCACAGGGCUCCCCCCCCUCUGAACAAAGCAUUGAGUGCAGAGAGACUAUUCUCUGACCACUUGAGUAAAGACUCUGGGGGCGUUCUGGUGUGCGGAUGUUGAUGCUUUGAGCAAAGGAUGUCUGUAGAGUCAUUAAUACCUCUCCAGACAUCAUGGGAUCAUUGUUUUGCUCAGUGUGGCUGCAUUACAAAGCAUAUGAAAUGCUCCCAUACUGCUAGUAGUGCCCUGUGAGACCUUGCCAAGUCAUCAGCAAAAAUGGUAGCAAACUCUGUUGAGCCUGCCAGUGUCUAGUGGCUUCUUUCUCAUCCGAAACAAACACAAGAAUGUUUCUUCUCCAUCAGGGGAACCCUUUUUUUUUACUGAAUUUCAUCUCCUUUAUAAAAACAAACUAAUAACCCCUGCCUGGAUCUGUGAUGGAGAUGCUGAGAAUUUUUUGCUAUCUGUAUUCCUCUUGUUCUCAUGAGAAACAAAGAUAAAUAUUGCUUGUAUUAAACUGUGAACUAAACUGAUGGGAUGGUCACUGCUGGGAAUUGUUUGCUGACUUGUGGAAAUGUUUCUUGAUAAGGUGGUGAAUAUUUUGUGGUUCGGAAACAUCACAAAUGUGGAUUAUUUAACUUACCUCAUUGUGUUACAAUUCUUAUCAGUGUUCAAAUAAAAUAUGCAUUUUUAGUUUCG